Molecule: messenger RNA, 357 nt
Organism: Penicillium arizonense
Lineage: Eukaryota; Fungi; Ascomycota; Eurotiomycetes; Eurotiales; Aspergillaceae
Exons: 2
Coding region: 1-357 (118 amino acids)
Source: RefSeq, a predicted model, not a curated record
AUGCCCUUGUGGAGAGGGUUCCUCUCAGACACCGAGACACGUCCUGCUGCAAUGCCAGACGUACGGCGCAUUGAGAAAGCUAUCGUCUCUAACCCGCUGGCAACCCGCUACGUUGCCAAAUUCAUGCACCAAACCGGUCUUCUUGCCCAGUUUCAACACGCUGAGCAAGAAGGGUCUGAUGAUGAAUCUGGAGACCUUGAGGUCAUGGAACAGAGUCCCGAAGACGCUGGGCACUACCCAAUGCUUGCUAACAACGUCGACGGUGGAGAGAACCUUGAUGCGCUAUUCGAAUAUACGCUGCCGGACUGGGCGAUCCCUGAACGGCGUGAAACAACAAUGAACAGCAAUGGAGGCUGA